GGCUCCCUCAUUCGAAAUUGGACAUCACCAUCGCCACACGAAUACGACUUCCCCUGCCACUUGCAAACCCGUCACCAGCUGCAUUGUUCCAUUCUCCAAGCUUCGUGCAACCCACAGACAGCCUUUUUUCUUGUACACUCUGUUUUACCUCUUGCUAUUGUUCUCGCCUCUUUUUGAUCUGACGAGAAUCUGAUUUCGGCCAUUCUUCCUACACUUCGCCACAUUUUUGCCUUGCCCUCAUAACCACCACCAUCAUGGCUACUCCCGACAAGAGGCAGUCUACUGCCAGCGUUGUUCUCACCAGAGAAGUCACCGUCGAGAUUUCUGUGCCCGACAAGGCCCUCACCCCUACCGUGGGCGUCUAUGCCGUGCCGACCAAUGCCACCUCGGUCACCAGCAUCACAUCCAACCCAAACUCCGACAAAACGACCACCAAUCCCUUUGAUGCCGACAUUGAAGCUCUCAAUUCUCACAGCUCCUUUGACAAGCCCCUCCGAAAAAGCAUGACGCUGGAUGCCAAGAAGAACUGCCAAGUGUGGCCCGGAAAGGAUCACUGGGAGAAGCAGGCCCAGCAGACCAAAGUGAAGCGAAACAACUGCGCCUGCAUGGCCAACCUGAGCCCGCGCAACAAGAUCAUUGCCAAGGUCCUCAUCAUUGUCCUGGUCGUGGGAGUCGCCGUCAGCGUCGGCUUUGGCAUCAGCAAGCCGCUGGGCGCACCGCUCUGGGGCGACAAGUCCAACUGAAAGCAAACAUGCUCCUCCGUGAUGCUUCCGAUGACGAAACGUCGUACGAACCUUUUUUCUCGCAGGCCCUCCUGGGGCAAUAUGCCGACCGCUUUGGAGUACCACCCAUCUUCAAAGUCAUUUUUUUUUCCUUCGCCGAGUCACACAUUGUGCCGCCACUUCUCUUGUUCUUCUUUUAUUCAACUGUUCAUUGUAAUCAUGUAUGGCCCUGCGAUAGCAGAGUGAGGGAGAUUUCAUAUCAUAGCCGGGCGUUAAUGGAGUUGUGUGGAUU
Messenger RNA from Trichoderma harzianum CBS 226.95, 1014 nucleotides. RefSeq lists its product as hypothetical. Lineage: Eukaryota; Fungi; Ascomycota; Sordariomycetes; Hypocreales; Hypocreaceae. The coding region runs from base 255 to 743 and encodes 162 amino acids. The record is from RefSeq and is a predicted model, not a curated record. The transcript has 2 exons.